AUGAUUUUUGUCAAUAAUAUGACCAAUAACUACUGCUUCAAUCGAAAUUCUGUCCAUGCCAAGAUGUCCUUCGGUUGGUCGGCAUCUUCAAAUCCACCGUUUACUGGACUUAAAUCGGGACCGACAAGCAGUUUUGCCGAUGCACUAAAAAGAUUAGCUGAACACGUGGAAGAAAAGAAUAAAAUUAAUGCAAAUCAUAAUGGAACUCCAAAUUGCAUUCAGUCACCGCAAGACUUCUCUAACCGAACGAAUAUGUCGCAUGUAAAUAAUUCAAUGUCACCUGAGCAAGCUCUGCGAUUAUAUACGCAAUACGUUCAAGAAGUGGAACGAAGAGAAGAUAUGCGACGGAAUUACCUUCGAAACUAUCCUGGACCUGAUAGUCCGAAUGUCAGUAUACCUAUUCUGAAUAGACGUUUCGAUGGCCCUGAUCCAUACCGUUUCAUGGCACCUCAGUCAUCCGGUCCGUUUCCUCCAUCUGCAUAUUUUCAGUCGCUUGCACAACAGCCUAGAAUGCCUUUACCCACAUCAUUGCUAUUUCCAAAUACGAAAGCAACUGACGUCAUAGGACGUGUUCCAACACAAGGCAAAAUCGACGAAAAAUCUGAAGCAACAUCACAAUCUUCAAAACCCAAAUCAAAACUGUUUCGUCCUUAUGAUCUGGACAGCCCCGCUAUUAAUUCUCAGCGAACAUCUCCAUCUUCACCAAUUGCCAUCGUUCGUCGGCACAAUUCAUUCAUCCCCACUGACGAAUCACUAACAACCAUAUCAUCUGGUAAAGAAACGCAGCUAUUCAAUUCGUUAGGUCUUGUUCAACAAUCAGCCGAUGUUCUCUCGGAAAAAUCAUCAUCGGUAGAAACAUCGCCAUCCGUGACAAUAACAAGUGAAGAAUCAUCAUCAAUAGAUACGGUCUUAACACCACAGCCAGAUAAUCAUCCACAGAAAACAUCUUCUCAUAGCAACGAUUCGACAUUGUCUGGUACAUUAAAGCGGAAAUCAGUGUUUUCAUCAAACAAAACACAAUCAUCGCAUCGUAAACAAUCAAAACACGCUACAAUAUGCAUAGAAUCGUCGAAUAAGUCCUAG
Molecule: messenger RNA, 1083 nt
Organism: Adineta ricciae
Lineage: Eukaryota; Metazoa; Rotifera; Eurotatoria; Adinetida; Adinetidae
Source: the annotation of a GenBank genome assembly